AUGCCACCCGUCGUCGUCGGUGUCGACGGCGGCACCGGAGGCGUGCGCGCCGGCGUCUUCGACCUCAACGGCACCCCCCUGGGGUUCAGCGAGCGAUCGUACGCGACGACGUUCCCCGAACCGGGACGAGCCGAACAGAAUCCAAAAGAUUGGAUCGAUGGACUCGGGCUCGCGGUGCGCGAUGCCUUAGCGAGCGCGAACGUGGACGCGUCGGACGUGCUGGGGAUGUGCGUAGAUACGACGUGUUGCUCUGUCGUUGCCCUCGAUGCGAACGGGGAGGCGCUGAUGCCGUGCGUGUUGUGGAUGGAUGUCCGAGCGAGCGAAGAGACGCGAGAAGUCUUGGCGACGAGCGACGACGCUUUGCGGGUGAAUUGCGACGGACGCGGGCCCGUGAGCGCGGAGUGGAUGAUACCAAAGGCGUUGUGGAUGAAGAAAAAUCGACGGGAGGUAUACGACGGCGCUUCAAUGAUUUGUGAGUAUCAAGACUUCAUCAACCUGAAACUCACUGGGCGGUUUUGCGGGUCGAGGAAUAACGUCGGUGUUCGAUGGCACUUCGACGCCGGUGAACCGCCCAGGACAAUGUUGGAGAAACUUGAGAUGAGUGAGUUAUUGUUGAAGUGGCCGAGAGAGAUCUUGGACAUGGGGAGCGUGAUCGGGGGAUUGACGCCCGUUGCCGCAGCAAACUGCGGGUUGCUCGAGGGAACUCCGGUGAUUCAGGGAGGGGCUGACGCGUUCGUGGGCAUGGUGGGUUUGGGGGUGAUCGAGCCUGGACAAAUGGCGCUCAUCACCGGGAGUUCACACCUGCACUUAGGGGUGACGGAUGAGGAAUUCCAUGCGGCGGGAAUUUUUGGAACGUACAGAGCUGCGCUCGUGGAGAGCGCGCCGUUCGUCGUCGAAGGCGGACAGACAAGCACGGGCUCGGUCGUCCGGUGGUUCAAGGACUUGUGUGGUGGAGGCGAUGAGUUUUAUGACGAAAUGAAUCGCGAGGCGAGCGCUCUUCCGCCUGGAUGUGAGGGAGUGACAGUGCUCGAUCACUUCCAGGGCAACAGAACACCACACGUCGAUCCGCUCAGUCGUGGAGCCAUAUCUGGGCUCACUUUGAAGCACUCGCGAGCACACGUGUACAGAGCCAUCCUCGAGAGCGUGUGUUGCGGCACACGACUGAUAUUCGAGACGAUGGAGCGCGGAGGGUACGCGCCGAAGGAAGUUGUCAUCGCCGGAGGUACAACGCGCUCGGAACUGUGGUUACAAAUCGGUGCCGACGUUACCGGGCUUCCGCACGUGGUGACGGAGUGCACCGAUGCCCCUGCGCUCGGAUGUGCCAUCCUUGCCGCCGUCGGCGCCGGUGCCUUCAAGAGUAUUCGUGACGCCGUGAACGCCAUGGUGCGCAAGUCUCGAGUUAUUAUGCCAAACGUCGAAGCGCACGCCGCGUACUCGCGUUAUGUCUACCCGGCGUAUUUACGCAUGUACCCAUCCCUGCGUGAUGUCUUGGGUUGCAAGCGAGCGCCCGAACGGACGACGAAGAGGCGAGCGAUAGUGUGCCCGUCGCUGCUUGCCGCCGACCAAGGAGCGUUGGCGUCUGAGGUCAACCGCAUGCUCGACGAGGGCGCGGAUUGGUUGCAUGUGGACAUCAUGGACGGUCACUUUGUUCCAAAUCUUACCAUUGGACCUCCAGUCGUUGCGGAUUUGUCGAGGAGAGUCGGUCCCAGAGACGUAUUCUUUGAUUGCCAUCUCAGUGUGAAUAAUCCUGCCACGCUUGUGCCCGCGCUCGCCAAGGCUGGGGCAUCCAGCGUGACGUUUCACAUCGAAGUCGUCAACGGCGAACGUGCGGCGGAGCUGUGCAGGACGAUUCGCUCGCUGGGAAUGCGCGUCGCCGUCGCGUGCAAGCCAUCCACAUCGUGCGAAUCGAGCGGCGUGUACGACCUCUGCGAAGCGGGCCUGGUGGACAUGGUUCUCUGCCUCUCUGUCGAGCCCGGAUUUGGCGGACAAAAGUUCAAACCUAGCGUGCUCGACAAAGUCCGUUCCCUUCGCUCGCGCUUCCCCGAUAUCGACAUCCAGAUGGAUGGCGGCGUGAACCCGACGACGGCGGUCGAGUGCGCCGCUGCCGGCGCCAACGUUCUCGUCGCCGGAUCCGCCAUCUUCUCCGCCCCCGACCCCGCCCACGUCAUCUCCCUACUCAGAUCGGCAAUCGAAAACGCCCACUAG
Molecule: messenger RNA, 2205 nt
Organism: Ostreococcus tauri
Lineage: Eukaryota; Viridiplantae; Chlorophyta; Mamiellophyceae; Mamiellales; Bathycoccaceae
Product: Ribulose-phosphate binding barrel
Exons: 1
Coding region: 1-2205 (734 amino acids)
Biological process (GO): carbohydrate metabolic process
Molecular function (GO): phosphotransferase activity, alcohol group as acceptor; kinase activity; racemase and epimerase activity, acting on carbohydrates and derivatives
Source: RefSeq, a predicted model, not a curated record